Messenger RNA from Penicillium soppii, 186 nucleotides. RefSeq lists its product as uncharacterized. Lineage: Eukaryota; Fungi; Ascomycota; Eurotiomycetes; Eurotiales; Aspergillaceae. The record is from RefSeq and is a predicted model, not a curated record. Bases 1 to 186 code for a protein of 61 amino acids. The transcript has a single exon.
AUGCCUCAGGAAUAUAAAAGUUUUGUGCCAGUCUCUACCGUCUUUAUGCCUCAGGCCAUUGACUUGCGCCGGAAGUCGGAAUGGUACACCGUAGAUGCUUACCAUUUCGGGUUUAGCGGCAGCGCUGGGACAGAACCAGGAGUUCUCAACUUCGCACUUCCCGACCAGCGAGGCAUCUGCGUCUAA